AUGCUCAGCGCCGAGGAAGCCGCAAGAUCAGGGGGUCGAGGUCGUAACGUCACCGCCGGCGCCAAAGGAGGAGGAAAGGGAGGCGGCGCGACGGGUGUCGGCCAGAGCCAGGCUUGCGGAAGUCGCGGCGCCACUGACGGCGGGCCUGACGGCGACGAGUCGGAAUGGAGCGCGGCGCUGACGGAUCCGAGCGGCAGCGAUCGGCGCAGCAGCAAUGGCGGCAGGAGGCGGUCGUCGCGGCUGUCGGCGAGCUCGAGACGGCGCAACGCCAUGGAGUACUCGGAACUGGACGCCAUUCGUGAAAGGUUGCUCCAUGCCACUCAGCUAUGGGCCAUCACCGUCGCUGACGGCUCAACGGCUGGCGCUCAUGCUGAUGUUGCUGCUGCUCUUGCUGCCGCUGCGUCUGCUGCCACCGCCACAAGCCCUGGUGCCGCCGCUGCUGCAGUUGCUGCUGCUUCUGCUGUUGCUGUUCCUGUGAUUGGUGAUGGAGCAGCAGUCGAGGCACAGCAAGUGGCGCAAGCCGCGGCAGCUUCAUCUGCUGCUGGCCCGGGACCAAGCUCCUCGGUAGCAACUGCAGCAACGGCAGUGGCGGCAGGGAGGUUGAGCAACGCAGCAGCAGGCAACGGCACUGGAAAGCCCCGGCUUUCAGACGAUCCUGCGGGUCGCAGCGAUGCCCGUCGCAGUGGUGUCUUCAGCAAGGCCAGGAGCGCUGCUUCUGGCACUGCUGCUACUGUCACUUCGCGCAGGUCCAUGUCCCGCUCUUUGAGUGCAGCAGGCUUUGCAGCGGUGACUGCGUCAGAAGCAUUUGCUUCUGCAGCGAUUCUUGUGGCAGGGGGGGGAGCUGCGCCAGGCAAAGCAGCUGGUACUAGCACUAACCUGACGGUUACUUUGCCUGGUGCCAGCUCCUCAGGAGUAACGGGAGCGUCAGGGAUUCCGGAUUCUACUACCCCAACUGGUCCCACUUUCACGUUUGGGCCUACUGAUGGAGAUGAUGUGUCUCCCACGUCUGCUGCUGCUCCCUCGGGCACGUCCUCUUCGUCCUUGUCUGCUUCCGCUCAUGGACUCGCAUGCUCUGGGAGCUCACCGCCACAUGUUGCUGAGUCGCCCUUCUCCCGCAUUUCCACGUUUCUCAUGCGGAGGUUCGUGUCCCCGUUCCCGAUCGUAAGAUCGUCCACAUAUCCCGUGCUCAGAUAG
Molecule: messenger RNA, 1194 nt
Organism: Closterium sp. Naga37s-1
Lineage: Eukaryota; Viridiplantae; Streptophyta; Zygnematophyceae; Desmidiales; Closteriaceae
Source: the annotation of a GenBank genome assembly